Phyllostomus discolor (pale spear-nosed bat) is the source of this 1907-nucleotide messenger RNA. Its product is annotated as glutathione S-transferase theta-4-like. Gene Ontology annotation, biological process: glutathione metabolic process. The transcript has 5 exons. Gene Ontology annotation, molecular function: glutathione transferase activity. Gene Ontology annotation, cellular component: cytoplasm. The record is from RefSeq and is a predicted model, not a curated record. The coding region runs from base 984 to 1709 and encodes 241 amino acids. Lineage: Eukaryota; Metazoa; Chordata; Mammalia; Chiroptera; Phyllostomidae.
GUGUCUUCCCAACCCACUGCUGUCCACCGUGACCUCUUCCAAGACUGGCCCUGGCUGGCAGCACGGUAGCCCUUGUGGAGGCUGCCCUGGGCCCUGAGCUCGUUCAGUAGGCCCACAGGCUUGUGCUCCAGCCUUGGGAACCCCCUCCACCAUUCAAGAGGCUUGGCUGGUCCAGCAGCUGGUGUGGGUGCUGCCCACUCUCCUGCACCCUGCUACCUGCAGUAAACACGCGGUGCACCCUCUGCUUGUCUUUAGCCUCACACCUGCCCCAGGAGGUGGGGUUUCUCCAUUACUGAACAGACAGGGAAUCUCCCAAGGUCACACGGCAGAGUGAGCAGCUCGCAGUCUUCCCACAGUGUCUACAUUUUUCAGCUGCCAGGUGUGAAGUUCCAGGUGCAUGGCCGGGCCACUGCCAGACCCAACCCAGGCAGAAGUUUCUGGGCUCCUCCGCAUGGCAUAGCCUAACUGGCUGGCCCUCGACUCCCCUGUGGUAUUGUCCCCAGUGUUCUGACAGCUCCUGUUUCCCUCUCUCCCACUCUCUACUUCUGGACCCUUCCAGGGUGAGAUCUCAUUACCCAUGCUCCUUCUGGACCCUGCAAAGCCCUCCUGGUCACGUUCCACAAUGAAGGCCUGGCCCUGGGAAUCCCCUUGAGUGAGCCCUUUCUGACACCCAGCCGUGGGCACACACGGACCCCCGAGGGAGGGGAAGGGCAGAGUGACUGCUGCCCCCAGUCCUCUACCCUCCCUCUCCCAUUCCUGGGCCUCUCCCCAAACUACCUCUGGGCGUCCUCAGAACCCUUGCUGCUUUGAGAAUUCCAGGCUUCGUGGCCUCAUGACAACCCAAGUGAAACAAGAAGUUCCAGAAUGCAGGGUCCUGGGCCUCAGUCGGAGAGGCCUGGGGGGCCCAGGACCAGGGGCUCAGGCUGCAUAUAGGCUCAGGGCCUGCUGGCUGGGCUGGAGGGGGGCCCAGGACACAUCUCAGCAUGGGACUGGAGCUCUACCUGGACCUGCUGUCGGCGUCCUGCCGCGCCGUCUACAUCUUCGCCAGGAAGAACAGCAUCCCCUUCGAAUUCCAGUUUGUGGACCUGCUGAAAGGUCACCACCACAGCAAGGAAUACAUGGAAAUAAACCCCCUGAAGAAGCUGCCCGGCCUCAGAGAUGGAAAGUUUAUCUUAUCCGAAAGCGUGGCCAUCCUCCUCUACCUGUGCCGCAAGUACAGUACUCCCUCGCACUGGUACCCGCCAGACCUGCACACGCGAGCCCGGGUGGACGAGUUCAUGGCCUGGCAGCACACAGCCCUUCAGGUGCCCAUGAGCAAGAUCCUCUGGGUCAAGCUGCUGAUCCCGAAGAUCACAGGUGAGGAGGUUCCAGCUGAGAAGACACAGGAAAUGCUGGCGGAGGUAAAGAAAAACCUGCAGCUCUUCGAGGAGAAGUUUCUGCAGGACCAGAUGUUCAUCACUGGGAACACCAUCUCACUGGCGGACCUGGUGGCCCUGGUGGAGAUGAUGCAGCCCAUGGGGGGCGACCACAAUGUCUUCCUUAACAGCUCCAGGCUGGCCGAGUGGCGCAUGAGGGUGGAGCUCACCAUUGGCUCCAACCUCUUCUUGGAGGCCCAUAACCGGCUGGUGAAGCUGGGAGAGUGGGACUGUUCAACUUUGGACCCAACAGUCAAGGAGAGGAUCUGCGAGUUGCUGGAGAGGUUCAAGUAGAGCAGCUCAUCCUGCAGGGCCUGGUGGGCUUGGCCCUCCGGCGCUCUUUCCUGGGGAGAGAUGCUGAACACAACUCCGUGUCUCUGCCUAAUAAAGAACUGGACAACCACCAUGGCUGCUGAGCCUGCAACAGUCGGUGUGAGCGUAGGGUCUGAUGUGGGAGUGGGCAGCAGUGGGUCCUCCCAGCUCCCAAAAGAA